AUGGGAACUGCUAGCGGCCUGUCCCACUAUAUAUAUGCAUGGGAUAUGGCAUUUAAAUCGAUCUCGAACUUCUUCGUGGAUCUUGACCAAAAGCCAGACGAGGCACUAUACACUCACUUUAGACAGAAAUAUCCCAACGCAAGCGCCAAUUUCAAAGCUGGUGACUCAAAGAACUCAAAAGCAUUUAUACCAAGUCCCUCCCUCAAACAACUACCAUGUCAGAGACCGGACGGCUCUAAUUUAUAUAAUCCCGCAUUAAAAGUCCAGCUUGACCAGUUGGCCCUCACACAGCCACUUGUGUACCCCGACGACGUCCCUUUCUCGACAUUUACCAAUAUAUCCCCGUCAUGCAACCCCUGCAAGACCCCUGAAGAAGUAUUGACUGAUAAAAAUCGCUCCAUUGAUCUUUUAACCCAGCCAGUAACAUUUGAUGCUGUGGAUUCAAAUACGAUACCUUGCACUUCGUCUAUGGACCAGUCUCUGUUAUCACACUCCGCCGUGGACUCGGCGGCUGCUUUGCCACAAAUGCCGGUGUCGUUUGAAACGGGCCUCUCGGCGGGUGAGAUUGAACAGCGCAAUAUCAAUGCACCUGCCACCCUUCUUCACGGCAUGCCGGACCUCAGUACCUUGAGCAACGUACCGAAUGGUCUGCACCUUGGCCGUGACGCAGCUGGUGUGACGGCUAAUGGUCAUAGAGAGUCAGCAGGUUCCCCAAGGAAUUCUGACUUUGGUGAUGAUUUCCGGUUCCACUCCACAUUGCAUGCAGCCACUGCCAUGGUGCAGGGUCCAGAUGAUAUACCCAUAACCUACCUUAACAAAGGCCAGAUAUACACAUUGACCAUAUCUGAUGCCGGUGUCUCGGACGUUGGUGGUCAUUAUCCUACAAAGUAUCGUACCACGGUACGGAUAACUUUUGACGACGAGAAACAACGUUUAAAGCCGGCGAGCUAUUGGAAAUUAUGGCAAGAGGGCCGUGGUGCCAACAGGGCUUAUCAGAGUGAGAGCACACUGCUGGCAGUUGAAUAUGUACCACACAGCCAGGGUGAAGAUUUGCAGCCUCGGUAUCGGCAAGUUCAACUAGAACAUAACAGCCUCGACGGAUUUUCGGUAAUAUGGACGCCUCAUCAGAUUAAUAAUCGGCGAGACUGCGCCAUAUAUGUUCGAUUCAACUUUGUGUCGACGAGUUUUAGUUAUUCCAAGGGAGUGAAGGGAGUUCCCCUCAGACUCUGUGCAAAGACGGAGGCGAUUUCAUCGUCUCACGAGAUGCCUGGAGCGUCAAACUACUCUGAAAUUAGCUACUGUAAAGUCAAGCUAUUUCGAGAUCAUGGGGCGGAGAGGAAGCUUUCAAAUGACCUUAUCCAUGUGAAAAAACUUAUUCAACAGGUGAAGGAACAGAUCUCCGAAGCUACACUGGGAACUUCCAAUGGUGGCAAGCGAAAAAGGUGCAAUGGGUCUGGAUUGAUCACUGGAAACGAGUCCACGACAAAGACACGGAAAUGCUCCAAAAUCCCAUGGUCAUAUGGCCAGGACCUUGCAAUGAAAGGGCCCUUUGAGGAUGAUCUUCGUAUGGAGCUGAAGCGGUUGACGGAUAAGACUAUGUCCAGGCGGGAAGUCAGCAUCCUUAAUCUUAGGGGAGAGCCUCAAGAUGACAUGGACCUGUUCCCCUUGGAGAUGGAUACACGACGGACUAGUGCUGAUGCCCUUGGGCCAGACGCCGAAACGGAGAGCAAAGCUUCAAUAAAAGAUCCAAAAUAUUGUUUUUAUGUGCAACGACGGCAAAAUAACAGAGGGAAUGAAGGUUACUUUCACGCAAUAUAUAUCCAGCAGCUAACAGCGAAAGCCUUCACCGACGCCCUGGUGAAGAAGUGGAAAUUCAAGACGACGGGCAAGGUACACACUCUGUUGAUCCACGAGGAUGGGCUGAGUGUUGUUGCUGAUGACCUCGCAGUGCAAGCACUGCCGGAGGGAAAAGGAGUAUUGUUCGAUUUUCUGGAAGUGCAUGAAGAGCCUUUGGACGUUAAUAUGGAUUUUGAUUCGGACACAGCGCAGGAGCUAUAG
This is a messenger RNA of Trichophyton benhamiae CBS 112371, 2058 nucleotides long. Its product is annotated as CP2 transcription factor, putative. Gene Ontology annotation, molecular function: DNA-binding transcription activator activity, RNA polymerase II-specific; RNA polymerase II cis-regulatory region sequence-specific DNA binding. Bases 1 to 2058 code for a protein of 685 amino acids. Gene Ontology annotation, biological process: regulation of transcription by RNA polymerase II. The record is from RefSeq and is a predicted model, not a curated record. Lineage: Eukaryota; Fungi; Ascomycota; Eurotiomycetes; Onygenales; Arthrodermataceae. Gene Ontology annotation, cellular component: nucleus. The transcript is spliced from 5 exons.